This is a messenger RNA of Trifolium pratense (red clover), 681 nucleotides long. RefSeq names its product protein PLANT CADMIUM RESISTANCE 2-like. The record is from RefSeq and is a predicted model, not a curated record. Bases 115 to 549 code for a protein of 144 amino acids. The transcript has 4 exons. Lineage: Eukaryota; Viridiplantae; Streptophyta; Magnoliopsida; Fabales; Fabaceae.
UGAAUGCAUCUUCCCUUUCUCUUCAAUAUAUAAAGGACUCAUGGAGCUAUAGGCCAUAUUCUCACACUACACAUAUUAUUGAUUAUCUAUUGAAUAUACUCUUAAACUCUCAGCAUGGCUUCUGUUGGAUCAUGGUCCACUGGCUUAUUUGACUGCUUCUCUGAUACUAGCUCUUGUUGCCUCACUUUUUGGUGUCCUUGUGUUAGCUUUGGAAGGGUAGCUGAGAUUGUGGACAGAGGAACAACUUCUUGUUGUAUGCAUGGAGUGCUUUAUUGCGUACUUGGUGGUUUUAGUCAUUUUGGGUCAAUCUAUGCAUGCAUUUAUCGUACAAAAUUAAGGAGAGUUUAUGGGAUUGAAGGAAACCAAACAUGUGACUGUAUUAUUAGUUGUUGCUGUGGCCUAAUAUCCAUUUGCCAAGAGCAUCGAGAGCUAGAAGCUCGCGGCGUCAACGUGUCCGCAGGUUGGGAUGGGAACAUGCAAAUGGGUACAGGAGGGGCAAGGCAGAUGCAGGCUCCAGCAGUGGAAAUUGGCAUGGCUCGUAAUCACUGAUUCACAUAUCCAUUUGUGUUGUCAUGAAUAUUUACUUUUUAUUUGUAUUAUGAUUUUCAUUUCAGUUGUGGUGUGAUUUUUUUUUUUUUCUUUUGGGAUUUGCUCGUGUUUUCUUUGAUCUAUAUGAAUAUG